This is a messenger RNA of Rhagoletis zephyria (snowberry fruit fly), 1754 nucleotides long. RefSeq names its product CTD small phosphatase herzog (gene hzg). Lineage: Eukaryota; Metazoa; Arthropoda; Insecta; Diptera; Tephritidae. The record is from RefSeq and is a predicted model, not a curated record. Gene Ontology annotation, molecular function: RNA polymerase II CTD heptapeptide repeat phosphatase activity.
UUUCUUUGUGUUCUCUCGUUUGCUGUGGUUCCUUAGAAAUUAACUGCAAUAAUAAAGUGGAUUAAGUAUAAUUUUACACAAUCACCAGUAUUUUAGUGAUCACGACAUAAACCCAAAAAAUUUGUUUGCAUAGUGAUUUUCUAAAAAAAGGAAAAAAAAAUAUUACGCCACUUUGCAUUAAACCAAACGUCUUUUUUUAACACUGAAAAGUAAAAAGUAAAUACAUAAGUUUAUUUUUAAACGAAAACACGCGCUUAGCAGCAAGAACCGAAAAGUGAAACGAAGUUUAAAGAGCAUAAACAAAAAUAAUUAUUCCCAAUAAGAAACGAGUGUGUUAAUCAUAACGUAAUAAUCGCCUUUUUCAUUUCAUUUCUGUUGAAAUUUAAUUUUGUUUGCUAAUUUUGUUUUUGUUUUUGUUGUUAAACACACAAAAACCGGCGGCAGGCAAAUCUGUAUUUUUGCCUACCGAAAGUUAAGUAAAAAAUUUAUGCUUAAAUGGAUGCAACAUCAAUAAUCACACAAGUCUCACGCGACGAUGAGCAGUUGAACGUGUGUGCAAAUGAGAAAGACGAUGUCGAACGCUUAAAACCACCAAAACGCGGCUUCUUUCAAUCCUUCCUAUGCUGCUGGCGACGUAAUCGCACGAAAACCAAUCAAAAUGGCACAUCAAUCGAUGGUUCCACAACACCGCCACCAUUACCGGACCAACAAAGGUACCUACUACCUCAGGUUAGGCACUCGGAUAUGCAUAAAAAAUGCAUGGUCAUCGAUUUGGAUGAGACAUUAGUGCACAGUAGUUUUAAGCCGAUUCCAAAUGCUGAUUUUAUUGUACCAGUGGAAAUUGAUGGCACCAUACAUCAAGUUUACGUACUCAAAAGGCCCUACGUCGAUGAGUUCCUGCGAAAAAUGGGCGAAUUGUACGAGUGUGUUUUAUUUACAGCAUCACUAGCCAAAUAUGCAGAUCCCGUUGCCGAUCUGUUAGACAAAUGGGAUGUAUUUCGUGCAAGACUGUUUAGGGAAUCGUGCGUUUAUUACAGGGGAAAUUAUAUUAAGGAUCUAAAUCGUCUUGGACGUGAUUUACAAAAAAUCGUCAUUGUCGAUAAUUCACCAGCGAGUUAUAUAUUUCAUCCAGAUAAUGCGGUUCCUGUAAAGUCAUGGUUUGAUGACACAAACGAUUCCGAAUUACUUGAACUGAUACCGCUGUUUGAGAAACUUAGCAAAGUCGAUUCUGUAUACAGCGUUCUGUGCAAUUCCAACAAUCCACUGAAUAGUGUUGCGAAAAUCAACAACACGAAUCAACAACAAAUGUCUACACCGCAGGCUCAGUUGCAACAAAGUUUGCAACACCAACAACAACAGAUGCAAAUACAAUCGACACAUCCACAGAAUCAACAGCAGUCAGUGCAACAAACGAUUACAGCAACAACGGUCAUCACACAAGCGACAACAAUAUCAGUGCCGACAUUGCUGACGACAACGCAUCAGCACCAGCACCAGCACCAGCACCAACAUCAGCAUCAGCUGCAUCAACACAACCAACAACAACAGCAACAACAAAAUCAACUGCAAACAAACCAGCAGCAGCAGCAUCAGCAGCUGGAAGGUAGUCCGCCAAAUCCGCCCGAAUUAAGUAAUAAAACGUAACAUCAGUGGGAAUUGAUGUUUAUUAAUAUUUAAUUUCUGCGUUGUUUGCUUUUAAAUAAUUUAGCGUACACACACACACACUUACGUAUGCACGUAUGUAUGUACACACA